CUGGACGUCAAUGUUUUGGCACCUCUUAUGGAGGAUCCGUCUCUGGCUCUCAAGGUGAUUCACCUUGUGCGAGAUCCCAGAGCCGUGGCCAACUCCAGGAUCAAAUCGAGGCACGGGUUGAUUCGUGAGAACUUGCAGGUGGUUCGAAGCAGGGAUCCCAAACUGCGUCGGAUACCCUUUGUGGAUCCUGGCCACAAAAUUAGCAAAAAGGACGGAGCAGAUUACCAUUCGGUUGGAGCUAUGGAGGUGAUAUGUGAUCGGACGUACAGGAGCCUGAGGACUGCCUUAAAUCCGCCCAGCUGGCUGAAAGGGAAAUACCUGGCGGUGCGCUAUGAGGAUCUGGUGGAAAACCCUAUCAAAAUGCUCCGGAAUGUUUAUCAAUUUGCUAAUCUCAGUGCCAACCUUGACAUCGAGUCUUUUGCUCUUAACAUGACGAAUGGCACAAGCUCUUCCUCAAAGCCAUUUAUUGUGUCUGCCAGGAACGCGACACAGGCGGCCAGUGCAUGGAGAACAGUGUUGAGUAUUCAACAGAUAAAACAAGUGGAAGAGUACUGCCAUCAUGCAAUGGCAAUCCUGGGUUAUGAACGUGUGAGAACAGCUGGAGAAGCAAAAGAUUUGAGUAAAUCUUUAUUGACUGCUUCCAAACUGUGACAGAGUAAUGUCCACC
Sinocyclocheilus grahami is the source of this 667-nucleotide messenger RNA. RefSeq names its product carbohydrate sulfotransferase 2-like. The record is from RefSeq and is a predicted model, not a curated record. Gene Ontology annotation, biological process: N-acetylglucosamine metabolic process; sulfur compound metabolic process. Lineage: Eukaryota; Metazoa; Chordata; Actinopteri; Cypriniformes; Cyprinidae. The annotation marks the transcript as partial. The transcript has a single exon. Gene Ontology annotation, molecular function: N-acetylglucosamine 6-O-sulfotransferase activity.